Messenger RNA from Myxocyprinus asiaticus (Chinese sucker), 6296 nucleotides. Its product is annotated as tripartite motif-containing protein 16-like. The record is from RefSeq and is a predicted model, not a curated record. Gene Ontology annotation, molecular function: zinc ion binding; protein binding. Lineage: Eukaryota; Metazoa; Chordata; Actinopteri; Cypriniformes; Catostomidae. Bases 16 to 1719 code for a protein of 567 amino acids. The transcript has 6 exons.
AGUUAUGUUGAGCUGAUGGUUGCGCCUUUCUAUCUGUGUACAUGCAGUGAAAUGGCAGAAGAUAAUAUGGUAGUCAUGGGCUCAUUGGCUCAGGAACAGUUUAGCUGUUCAAUCUGUUUGGAUCUACUGAAGCAUCCAGUGACCAUUCCCUGUGGACACACUUACUGUAUGAGCUGUAUUGCAGACUACUGGAAUCAGGAUGAUCAGAAGGGAGUUUACAGCUGCCCUCAAUGCAGACAGACCUCCACUACAAGACCUGCUUUAAAUAAGAAUGUCAUGUUUGCUGAAAUGGUGGAGAAACUGAAGAUGACAAGAAUCCAGACUAAUCGGCCUGCUACCAGUUACAGUGUAUCUGGAGAUGUGAAGUGUGACAUCUGUACUGGGAGAAAAUAUAAAGCUGUCAUGUCGUGUCUGACAUGUCUUGAGUCUUACUGUCAAAUUCACUUUGAACAUCAUGAGAAAUUUCACUCAGGUAGACGACACCAAGUGACUGAUGCCACUCAACGGCUUCAUCAGAUGAUCUGCUCAAAACAUCAUAAACGGCUGGAAAUCUACUGUCGUACUGACCAGCAGUGUGUUUGUUAUUUGUGUAUGAUGGAAGAACAUAAAAACCAUGACACUGUAGCAGCUGCAGUAGAGAGGAAGAAGAAACAGAAGAUUUUGGGAGAGAUACAGAGAACAUUCCAGCAAAAAACCCAGGAGAGAGAGAAGCAGCUUCAGGAUCUGAGAGAGGCAGUCAAGUUUUACAAGCACUCUGCACAGGCAGCAGUGGCGGACAGUGAGAGGAUCUUUACUGAGCUGAUCCGCUCCAUUGAGAGAAGCCGCUCUGAGGUGACACAGCUGAUCAGAGAUCAGGAAAGGGUUGCAGUGUGUCAAGCUGAAGGACUUUUGGAGCGACUGGAGAAGGAGAUUGAUGAUCUGAGGAGGAGAGAUGCUGAACUGCAGCAGAUUUCCCAAACAGAAGAUCACAUUCAUGUUCUGCAGAGUUUCCACUCUUUUUCAGCACUUCCUGAAACUAAAGAUUUACCCAGCAUUACUGUCAGUUCUCUUCUCUAUUUUGAUGAUGUGAGAAAAUAUGUCUCUCAACUGAAAGAGAAACUGGUGGACAUUUGCAGAGAUGAAAGUGAAAAGAUAUCUGACAGAGUAAUGCACAUCGAUAUUAUUUCCAAUGAACUCAAGACCAGGGAUGAGUUCCUGCAGUAUUUCCAUCAGUUCACACUGGAUUCAAACACAGCAUACAAAUAUCUCAGUCUCUCUGAGGGGAACAGACAGGUUAAUUACACUGGCCGAGAGCUGCAGUAUCCUGAUCAUCCAGACAGAUUUGAUGGUUGGCCUCAGGUGUUGUGCAGAGAGAGUGUGUGUGGACGCUGUUACUGGGAGGUCGAGUGGAGUGAUUAUGUGGGUAUAUUAGUGUCAUAUAAGAGCAUUUGCAGGAAGGGAUGUAGAAAUGAGUGUAGAUUUGGGAGUAAUGAUCAGUCCUGGAGGCUACUCUGCUCUCCCUCCAGUUGCUCAUUUGGUCACAACAACAAAGAGACUGAUCUCCCUCUAGUGUCUAGCUCCUCUAGAAUAGGAGUAUAUGUCGAUCACAGUGCAGGAAUUCUGUCCUUCUACAGUGUCUCUGACACAAUGACCCUCAUCCACAGAGAACAGACCACAUUCACUCAGCCGCUCUAUCCUGGGUUUUGGGUUUAUGGAUCAGUGAAACUGUGUCAUCAGUAAAUCAGUACUGUAGUUCAACUGUCACUGUUUUAUCUGUCUCUGAAAUAACAUGAGAAAUUAUUAGUGUAAAACCUUAUCUUCAGGUUAAAAAAGAGCCUUCAUCAUAUACUGUAUUCUAUCUUUGAAAAAUCACAGGGAGAGUGUUAAAUAAAGAUGAAAAUCUUUGGAUUUACUAUUUGUAGGCAACUUAUACAACUCAAUGGAAAAGCUAAUGUUGGAUGGAUAUGCUUUUUAUUUAAUUCAUGAUGAAUAUUUAAAAUGUCUUUACACCUUCACUUCCACAGUGAAAUAGUAAGAAAUCUGCAUAUUUACACUUUGUGAAUCAGUGAUUAAAUACAAAGGAAACACCUUUGUGCCAGAGUAUGUUUUAGUAUUAUUUCAGUUUAAUUUGAGUUUUUCAGUUUAAAAUCCUAAACUUUUUGGAGUGAUUCAAAGCAGUGGAAAUAUUAAGUGCAGAAACGUUUCACAGCUUAACUAUUUGCGAACUUUCUUUCCAGCAAAGACCUGGAAAUUGUGAUCCACUCACUAACUUCGUCAAGGUUAGGCUAUUGUAACUCAUUGUAUAUUGGUCUCCCUCAAACAGCGUUAUCCCGCCUACAGAUGGUUCAAAAUGCAGCAGCUAGGCUUUUGACAGGGUCAGGAAAGAGGGAUCACAUUACCCCUAUAUAAGCGUCUCUACACUGGCUUCCCAUUAAUUCAGGGUCGAUUUUAAAAUUCUGAUUUUUGUUUACAAGUCACUAUCUGGUCUCACGCCCAAAUACAUUAGUGACCUUCUCGUCCCUUACUCCCUCACCAGAGCACUCAGGUCUACUCAUCAAUUUCUUUUGAAUGUUCCUCGUUGUCGCUAUACAUCCAAGGGUGAUCGUGCUUUCUCUGUGGUAGGUCCUAAACUCUGGAAUAGUCUCCCUUACCAUGUGAGGUCAGCUUCUUCAAUAGCCAUUUUUAAUAUGUUAAAAUUAAGUAAAUACUUGAUGCAGUUUUUAAAUUGUAUUCUUUUUUUUAAAUUAUUAUUUCUUUUUUUGCAUGUAUAUAAUUCUGUCGUUGAUAUGUGAAGCACUUUGGGUCGACUUCUGUUGUUUUUAAAUGUGCUAUAUAAAUAAAGAUCGACUUUAACUUAAUGAGCAAAAACUGAUUAAAAAUGAUCAUUGGAAGCCUAAAAAAAAAUAAUGUUUUGUCAAGACAGACUAAGAGUAAAGUCACACUGUUUGUAUUCUGAUGGUUGUUCGUUCGGUAUUUUGAAAGACGAAUAGAAAUUUUAAGAAAAAUAAAAUAAACUUCCGAGUUUCACGUAUGGCUUUUUCUCUCAUCCAACACCUCAACGACACAUAUCCACAGUGCCCCCCAGUGUACUCGAUUGUAACUGCAAGAUGUGGUAGCUUGUGCAGAACAAGUUCUCGAUUAGUCGAUUACUCGUCCGUAUAUAUGCGUUUUUACUGAUCGUAUAGCUAUCCGAUCAUGAGAAGACCAAGUGUAAAUGCCCUCCAAGACGGAUUCGAAAUGAAUAUAAAUCAGGUCACUUAAGGCGUUUGGGAUGGAUUCCAGAUGAAACUCGGUCAAGUGUAAAAGCAUCUGGCUGUUUAAGCAACAUUUGUAAACUUUACUCCACCCAAACAGCGCUACAUUAGCAUAAGGAAAAUGCGAAGCACAACAGCUGCUACCCAAGUAUUUGCAUAAUGCUUGCAUUGCGCAAUACAUAACAAAUAAAUAACAAAUGCAUGUUGUUGGAGAGACAGAACUUUUUUCUUCAUUUAUGUGAUGCAGAUUGCUGACGAAACUUAAAAGUAAACACUGACAAUAAGCGCAGGUGACACGCAUGAGAAAAAAAAUACACAGUGCGCACACAUGGACACAUACACCAGUCACUUGGAAUCAAAUAAUAAAUCACAUCUUUUUAAAUUCGCUUCCCGGCAUUAGCAUAAGCAAGAUCUGAUUUAUAUCCGUUUGGUGGAGAAGUUUAAAUGGAAUGUGCUUAUUCAAUCGGAUAGCAAUCCGAUCAGUAAAAAUGAAUGAAGUGACCAAGUGUAAAUACCCCCAAAGACAGACCGUUCACAUAAACAAGAUUAAGGACAAUAACAUGAAAGAAUGCCACACAGUGACACCUCUUGAGCAAAUCCAUUGUUUUAUUAAGGUUUUUUUUACUCAUAACAGUAAGAGUCAAUUCUACCAAUAAUAAAUGUGCAUAAAACAAGUCUUUCGAAUGCAGCACAAUAUCUUACAGCAACUAUAAGCAAAGGGCAGGUGUCAGAUUCCAUGGAGGGCGUUAAGCAUCAAAGCAGGUGCUUUCAGCAGGUAGGAGCACCUGUGGUUUCACUGUGAUACAGCUGACCAGCUUUUAGGCAUUGCAUUCAGUGAAGGAAAGUGAUGCUUUGGUUUAAUAGCUCUUGUGCAGCAAACCUGAAAUGAGUAAAACGCUGACCUUAGCGGAGGAUUUGACACUUACAUUCAUUUUAGUUUUUUUACUCUGUAGUUGGUGUCCUUUACCUGCUGAAGGCACGGUUACCAGGUAACAAAGCAACUUCUGUUAUUGUGUGUUAAAGGGAUAGUUGGCACACAACUGAAAGUUCUGUCAUCAUUUACUCACCCUAAUGUUGUUCCAAACCUGUAUGACUUUCCUUUUACAGUAUGUAGAACACAAAAGGAGAGAAAGUCAGCCUCAGUCACCAUUCACUUUCACUGUAUGGAAAAUAAGUCAUAUGUAAUGUGGGUUUGGAACGAUAUGAGGGUGAGUAUAUCAUGACAUCAUUUUCAUUUUUGGGUGAACUAUGCCUUUAAGUGGACGUCUUUUGCUAGCAUCUAGAAUCGGUUUGAAGGCCUUUUGUAUUUACUAUACUCAGAUGGAUUAUCAAUGAAUGUGCCUUAUUUCAGGCUUAGAUAUUUAUUGUUUGUAACUUGAUUUACACUAUGCUGUGGCAAUGAUAGUUACGGCACUGUGAGAAAUUAACUUAUCUACCUACUUAUCUAUUAUGAGAAUUUUACUUUGUUAACUUUUAUUCUUCAUGCAGUUAUUUAUGUUCAUCAUAUGACAAAUACGGUGUUUUUGAAGGUAUAUUGUCUAUUUGUAACAACCAGAUUUUCCUACAGUGGAAAUUAUGAAGUGACGGAGUGUAAUGCCAAUUUUGGAGAUCUCAAUCAAAGUCGGUACUGUGCAGGCAACGCUGAGCUUUUUUUAAUGUGAUGGCCGGAAAUUAUAACAAUAAAACAGCUGUGCCACUUCUGCAAGCAUCAUUUCGAAGCUGGACUAUUACUCUAAUUCUUAAAUUAUCCUAAGAAAAUUUCUCAUAGUUAUAGAAUCUUUUAUUAUUCAAAAUAAGAUCUCAAUAUUAUACAUGUUCCUUUUCUUUUCUUUAUAUUGACUAUGUACAAGAAGUGCAAAAAGUCAACCUUCGUCCCUUAAGUUAUGGCUCUCUCUCUCAUUUUCAGCUAUAGAGGCCCGACCCUGUGACCACCCUCUGUUUUUAAUAUUUAAAUAUUCAUAUAUCUCUGGAGACAUGUUGCUGCUCUUUUUCGGCCUGAUAUUGAGGGAUGUUUCUUGAACUAUUACAACACAAUUUAAGAUUCUGAAAUGAAUACAUUAGAAAAUAACUUCUAGCAUGUACAAUUGAUAUUUUAACAAUUCUAGACAUGGUCUUGAUUUGACACAAAAUAAAGGUUUUAAAAUAUAAAUUUCAGUUCGUAUUUCUUACGUUACCUACAAAUAAAUGUUUUUUUUCUGUCUUUCUUUUUCAUACUUUUUUAAGACAAGAUAAAACAAAACAUUUUGUUCAACAAAUUAAAAACGAGAAUUCUUGAAAGAGCUGAAAUUUCAAACAUUCUACCAUGAAAUCUAACAUGAAGAAUUAAGUAUACAACACUACAGGAUAAACAUGAACUUAACAUGACGUAAAAGUAAGUGACAGUAAGAAAAAUAUUUCCUACAUUCUAAAACAGUUCUAUGACAAUAUUGUCAACCACAAAAAAAAAAAAAAAAAAAAAAAAAAAAAAAAUUGGAUUUCACAACUUAAUAUGCAAACAAUAACAAAGGCUUUAAAAACAAAAAAGAGUGAACGUUAAAUGUAACAUGAUUAAUAAAGACUUAAAAUAAAAGUGAACAAUAAUAUAUCAGCUGUAUUUUUCCCAUUUGUGAAUGAAAGAAUGUUUUUGUGGGUUUAAACACUGAAAUAUAAGGCUUUAGUGAGGAGACAGCAAUGACGUGCAUCCUUUUAUUUCUGCGCACCUAAACCAGGCUGAAAUCCAGACUCAAGUGAACCUAAAACUCUGGUUCAUUAGUUGGAGCUAAACCCUUGUACGUCACUUCCUUGAUGUCCUUGAUGUGGAUGUCUUUUUCCUGGUUUACUAUUUAUCUGACUUUGGCCAGCGUACACAAGCAACCUUGUAUAUAAAAUGAAGCUAUACAAAUUAUUCACCUUUCGUAAUCAACAUUCCAAUUAAAACACAUUUAAAUUAAAAAAAUAAAAGGGUAAAAGACUUUGGCACAACUUAAAGGUAAAAACAUCUCAUUAUAUUCUAAGUUCCUCUUAGAAUACAAACUAUGUAUGUCGAACAGCGGCUAAAUUAUGUUUCAGAUUAGAAGUCAAACU